Molecule: messenger RNA, 672 nt
Organism: Colletotrichum graminicola M1.001
Lineage: Eukaryota; Fungi; Ascomycota; Sordariomycetes; Glomerellales; Glomerellaceae
Exons: 1
Coding region: 1-672 (223 amino acids)
Source: RefSeq, a predicted model, not a curated record
AUGGAUGGUGAGAGCUCCAAGGUGUCCUGCCCGAAUCUUGGUCACCUUCUCGUCUGCCUGCUCAUCAGCGACCUUGAAAUCACGGAAAAACUGAGAAAAGCAAUCAUCACGGAAGCUAUCGCCCGAAACGUGGUUUGGAUGCUGGACAAAUCAGGCGCCAACAUGCCAGAGCUGAGCUACCUUGAGCCAGAUCGCGUCUCGGUGUACCGCCUGAAAAAGACCUUCGAGGCUAGCCAUACCUCGUACCGAUUGUUGAUGUUCUCCGAGCUCUUCCGUGGGAUCGCUAGGCCUUCGAGAGAAAAGACGCUAGUUCAGCUUCGAGACGAGCUCUUCGAUCGUCACGGAGCGCCCCCUGCCGGCGCCGCUCUACAAUUAUCCUCGGAAGUCCGCCGCCUACAUAAUAUCGAUAACUCCCAGCAAGUCUUCCGGGAGAUGGGCAUCGUGAGCCUACCAAGUGCUGAGAAAUUCACGAGCGUCCUGCGUGAGUGCGUCCGGGAGAGCAUGCAACGGGGGUACUCGGUCUGGGGUUUGCCGGCCACCAUAGCGCUGGGCCUACGGCGCCAGGUAGACCCAGAAGUCGGGCUUUUGGAACCAUAUGUCGCAAAGCCCCUACCUGGCGAGAAUUAUCUCUACCAGGUUACCUUUUUCCCCAAUAAGAGACGCCAGCGGUGA